GAACCUCCGCGGCCAUGGCCGAUCACGCCGGUCGCCGCUGCUGCCUGGGCUGGGACUUCAGCACGCAGCAGGUAAAAGUUGUUGCUGUUGAUGCAGAGCUGAAUGUCUUCUAUGAGGACAGUGUGCAUUUUGACAGAGACCUUCUAGAAUUUGGGACUCAGGGUGGAGUUCAUGUUCACGAGGAUGGGCUGACAGUGACUUCUCCAGUCCUGAUGUGGGUCCAGGCUUUGGAUAUCAUCUUGGAGAAGAUGAAGGCUUCGGGCUUUGACUUCUCUCAAGUCCUCGCCUUGUCUGGGGCGGGCCAGCAACAUGGAAGCGUGUACUGGAAGGCUGGGGCCAGCCAGGUGCUGACAAGCUUGUCACCGGACCUCCUGUUGCAUGAGCAGCUGCAGGUAACCUGCUGUCUGGACAGAGGCUCAGGUGCUAACAGCCCACGUCACACUGGUCCCCUCCAGCCCAGCAGGACUCUGUGGCGAGUUCCCCCCUCAGGAAUCUCCCCCUGGGACGUGAUGCCUCCCGGUGAUGCUGGGAAGGCCUGUUUCUCCAUCAGUGACUGCCCGGUGUGGAUGGACUCCAGCACCACAGCCCAGUGCCGCCAGCUGGAGGCAACCGUGGGCGGGGCCCAGGCUCUCAGCUGCCUCACCGGGUCCCGCGCCUAUGAGCGAUUUACAGGAAACCAAAUUGCAAAGCUUUACCAGCAGAACCCCGAGGCCUAUGCACACACAGAGAGAAUUUCCUUGGUCAGUAGUUUUGCUGCUUCUCUGUUCCUUGGGUCUCACUCUCCUAUUGACUACAGUGACGGUUCUGGAAUGAAUUUGUUGCGGAUCCAGGACAAAGUCUGGUCGCAGGCUUGCCUUGGUGCCUGUGCACCUCAUUUAGAGGAGAAGCUCGGCCUGCCGGUGCCAUCAUGCUCGGUUGUGGGGGCCAUUUCUUCCUACUUCGUCCAGCGCUAUGGGUUUCCUCCAGCAUGCAAAGUGGUGGCCUUCACUGGGGACAACCCAGCGUCGCUGGCAGGCAUGAGGCUGGAGGAAGGUGACAUUGCGGUCAGCCUGGGCACCAGCGACACCCUAUUUCUCUGGCUCCAGGAGCCCAGGCCCACCCUGGAAGGCCACAUCUUCUGCAACCCGGUUGACCCCCAGCACUACAUGGCGCUCCUCUGCUUUAAAAACGGCUCCCUCAUGAGAGAGAAGAUACGCGAUGAGAUGGCUUCCAGUUCCUGGAGCGAGUUCUCCAAGGCGCUGCAGUCCACAGAGAUGGGGAACAGCGGAAACCUGGGUUUUUAUUUUGAUGUAAUGGAGAUCACCCCUGAAAUUAUUGGGCGUCAUAGGUUUAGUGCAGAAAACCAUGAGGUCUCAGCAUUCCCCUGGGACGUGGAGAUUCGAGCACUGAUCGAAGGACAGUUCAUGGCCAAGAAGAUUCAUGCCGAGGGCCUGGGCUAUCGAGUCAUGCCUAAGACAAAGAUUUUGGCCACUGGAGGAGCAUCUCACAACAGAGACAUCUUGCAGGUGCUGGCAGAUGUGUUUGGCACCCCAGUGUAUGUCAUAGACACAGCCAACUCAGCCUGUGUGGGCUCUGCUUACCGAGCUUUCCAUGGCCUUGCAGCUGGAACAGAUGUGCCCUUUUCAGAGGUUGUGAAGUUAGCUCCAAAUCCCAGAUUAGCUGCUGCCCCAACCCCGGGAGCGUCUCAGGUCUAUGAGGCCCUCCUCCAGCGGUAUGCCAUGCUUGAGCAGAGAAUCCUGACCCAGACCCGGGGGCCUCUGGAGUGAAUUCCACAGGCCCAGUCUCACUGAUUCCACUUGGAGACAUGGCCUUGGACAGCAGGGAUCCUCUUCCCUGUUCUAAGCAGCUCUGCCUGCCCACCUGA
Physeter macrocephalus (sperm whale) is the source of this 1864-nucleotide messenger RNA. It is a transcript of the gene XYLB, whose product is annotated as xylulokinase. Lineage: Eukaryota; Metazoa; Chordata; Mammalia; Artiodactyla; Physeteridae. Gene Ontology annotation, molecular function: D-xylulokinase activity. Gene Ontology annotation, biological process: xylulose metabolic process; phosphorylation; D-xylose metabolic process. Bases 15 to 1766 code for a protein of 583 amino acids. The transcript has 20 exons. The record is from RefSeq and is a predicted model, not a curated record. Gene Ontology annotation, cellular component: cytosol.